Messenger RNA from Heteronotia binoei (common prickly gecko), 6105 nucleotides. RefSeq names its product PHD and ring finger domains 1 (gene PHRF1). The record is from RefSeq and is a predicted model, not a curated record. Bases 213 to 5258 code for a protein of 1681 amino acids. The transcript is spliced from 18 exons. NCBI's taxonomy places the organism in Eukaryota, Metazoa, Chordata, Lepidosauria, Squamata, Gekkonidae.
CCCAUUACGUCAUGGCACCCGGAAGAGUUGCUUGUUCUCUUCCGGGGUGGCCUAGAAAGGCGUUCUCGGCCUUGUCGGGCACCUGGGCUCGCGACGACGUGGGGACUUUGUCUUUCCUUUACGGGUUUCUCGCUUACAGAAAGUAGCUGGCGCUUCCCUCUUAGCCUUACGGGGUCUCCUCCUGCCAGGGAGUCAAUUCCAGAUGCCCCGCCAUGGAUGAUGACAGUCAGGACGAACUAAUAAAUAAGAAUGCUGCAGUAGGCAAAGUCAAAAGAACAAAUGCAUUGCUUUUCAGUGAUGUAGAAAGCAGCGAUGGAAAUAGUGGAGACUCGGAUGAUACAGACAGCGAGGAGGAAGGUGAUACUGACGAAGAUGCAGGUGAGGAGGACGAAGAAGGUGAAGAUGAAGAUUUAGAAGAUUCUGAGGAAGAUGAGGACGAGGAAGAAGAGGAGGAAAUGGAAACUUCUGCUGAACAACCAGCCCACUUGGUGAAAGAAAUACCACAAUUUAAUCAAGGAGGUGGUUCUUCGUCUGAUGAAGAUGCUGAAAACUGCCCAAUAUGCCUCAAUACAUUCAGGGAUCAGGCAGUUGGAACACCUGAGAACUGUGCCCAUUACUUCUGCUUGGAUUGCAUAGUAGAGUGGUCAAAAAAUGCCAACUCGUGUCCUGUGGAUCGCAUCCUCUUUAAAUCUAUCUGCAUUCGAGUGCGUUUAGGAGGAGAAGUCCUGAAAAAAAUUCCUGUUGAGAGUACAAAAUCUCAGGAGGAGGUAGAGGAUGAUCCUACUUUUUGUGAGGUGUGUGGCAGGAGCGACAGAGAAGACCGCCUGUUGCUGUGUGACGGCUGUGAUGCUGGCUACCAUAUGGAAUGCCUUAAUCCACCUCUGAGUGAGGUGCCUGUGGACGAAUGGUUCUGUCCCCCUUGUGCACCAGCUAAUAUGACAUCUGCAGAUACUGAAACAGAUCAUGUGAGUGAGGAUGAAGUUGCUUCCCUCGUAGCUGAUGUUAUCCCUACCACCAGUAGACUACGUCCCAGUGUUCGAACACGAGCAAUAGCUAGGACUCGUCAGAGUGAGCGUGUGCGAGCAACAGUAAACAGAAACCGGAUUACAACUGCACAGCAAAUUCAGCAUGUUCCAAGGUACCUUAUGUCUUCCUUUUUUGAUGAAGCAAUUGAGGCAGUUGCAGCAGGGUUGAGCACAGCAGUAUACCAGAGACCACUGACUCCUCGGGCCACCCCCAAGAAGAAACGAAAAAGAGGAAGAAGAAAGAGAGUGGCAGGCAAAAAGACCCAUACAAAAUCAUCUGCUGGCAAAAGGAGCACAGGAACAUGGAUUAAGAGACGCCGGCAUCGAACAAAGAAGAGAAAGGGGAAAAAAAUAAAAAUACAAACAGAUGUGACUGUUCGUUCUCGAAUUGCAAAAACUCUUCGUCUUGGCAAGCCCGUACAUGGCAUGUCUAUCCCUUCUGUGUACAAACCAGUGGAACCCUCACUUGGCUUUAUGAGAGCAGAUAUUGGAGCAGCCUCUCUCUCUGUUUUCGGAGACCCUUUUGAGCUGGAUCCGUAUAACAGUAAUGAAGAGCUUCCUGUAAACUCGGCCUCACCUGUGAGCACUAAAAGGAGAAUCCUCUCUCAGUCAGCACUUCGAUCACAUCGCCCUGUUGCUAGGCCAGUUGCUGUGGGGCUUCCUGGGAGGGGUGUGCCUGCCUUGGUACCUGAGCCUGAAGCUGAGCCAGCAUCUGUGCCUGACCUGUUGGGGAGCAUUUUGUCUGGACAAAGUCUUCUUAUGAUGAGUGGGUCUGAUGUCGUGAUUAAUAGAGAUGGAUCUUUAACUGCAAAGAAAACAGUCCCAUUGUUGCACAGCAAUUCAGUAAGUAAUUCAAGAGUAGAGGAAAGCUUGGAAGGCACUACCCAACCUGACGCAUGCUUGAGAACUGCAGUUAGUAAUUCUGUUUCUGAAUCUUUGGCUUCUUCACAACUGAAUCCUAACUCCAGAUCUACCACUUCAAAUGCUUGUUCAUCAUCUCCACUCUCAUUAAACAUAGCGAACAAAGCAGCAAGUCCAUUGCAGACAACAGCUGGAAGAGCACCUGUUCGAUUUGAAUAUUCAAUGACUCCAAGAUCUGUUCAGGCUCAGAAUCUAGCAAAUUUGAAUAAAUGUAUUCCCAAAUUGGGCGAAGCAUCCAGAUUUAAUGGCAGCUCUAAACUGCCUAUGGGCCUGCAUUUUGCAUCUUCCAAGUCAUUGCAUAAUACCAUCAGUUCAGUUUCAAAAACUGUACCUGUGAGGCAGCCUCUAAAACCUGCUCCAAAAAGGCUUGAUAUCUCUGAACUUCCCAGGAUACCAAAGAUUAAAAAGGAAGCAAAUAGUGGGCAUUUGGAGUCACAGUCCGCCAGUAAUCGAAGUGGUGAGAUUCCCAGCUCCUGUAUAACACAAUUGACUGGCAAAGGGAACACAGACCAGCCAAUUAGAGGUAAUAAAAUGGAAAGCAGCACAUCACAUGCCCCUCAGAGGCAAGCACAUGCUAGUGGAGGUACUCCUGCUGCAAAUGCUGCUGCUCGUGGCACUUCCUCCGUUCCUCCAUCAAGAGGGAAAUUUGGAAACUCUUCCUUUGAGAGUUUUAAAAUUAACAUCCCUGGAAAUGUUGAGCAUUCCAGCAGACUGUCUAAUCCUGGAUUCUGCAAUACUUUCCGGCCUGUUGACAAUAAAGUGGAACAGAAAGAGAAUCCUUCACCUCUCUUUUCUCUGAAAAAGACAAAACCUGUCAAAAGUGAAAUAUAUGAUCCUUUUGAUCCAACAGGUUCUGAUUCGAGUUCUACAAACAGCAGUCCUGAAAGAUUGCCUCUUACCAAUAUCACCAGGACAAUAUCCAUAGCAAGUCCAAAAGUCCAGACAUUCCAAACAAUGCGUCGUAUUACCCCUUACACACUGGAAAACAUCUUUGGGUCGGGGGCAGAUUCGCCUGAUGCGCAGUCGAGUAAUGCAGAGUCUAAUGAUGAUGCACUGAUUAAAGAAAGGCUUGUGGAGCAGGUCUCUGAUACAGAACAAGAAAAAAUGGAUGAGGAAGAAUUAUCAAGUGCACCCUGUACUUCAUCUGCCAUCAAGCAAGAAGUUACUGAUGUAGAGCAUUUACAUAAAGAAAGUUCUAAGAUAGGUUUUGAAGAUGACCAGGAUAAGUCUAGAGUGAACGUGGACUUGGACUGCCUUACAAGUGAGAAUGAGCAGCAAAAUACACUUAAAAAUGAGCCAACUGAGAAACACUCAUUAUCACACUCCCCAUCAAAUUUCAGUUCUCUGAGCCAGAAGAACUUAAAACAGAAAAAGACAGCUGUAAAAGAAUACAAAUCCACCAAGUCAAGAUCUAGAUCAAAGGACAGAAGCUCAAGAUCUACUUCUCGGUCUGAUGAAGAAAGCAAAAGCCAAAGGAUUAAAUCAAAGGUCAGGCAGUCAUCAAGUGAGCAAUCCAGUAGUUGUGAGCGAUCAAAAAAAAAGAAAGCAAAGGAUAAAACUAAAGAGAAAAAAGCAAAGAGCUCCUGGCCAAAAGAACAUAAGAGGUCUAGAUCACGAUCUGCUAGUCCAGGUAACUCUUUUGAAUGCUAUGGAGGCAGAAAGAAAAAAAAGCAUUCUGCUUCCAGGGCCAGGGAACGAGAGUGUUCCCAUUCAAGCAGUGCUGAGAGGUUUAAAAAAAAGAAGCACAGAAGAGGGAGAAGCUAUGACAGGUAUGAGAAAGAGAGGUCCUCAAGAUCCCAAGAGAGGAGAAGAUCAAGAUCUAGGUCUCUGGAAAGACGGAAAAGGAGAUCAAGAUCAUCCUCUCCAUCAAGAUUUAGAGAACAUAAAAGAACUAAAUCUAAAGAGAAACAGUUGCAAUCUAGGUCACGGUCCAGAGAAAGGAAACACAAGCCAAAAGAGGUGUUGCUGCUACCUCCUCAAGAGAAGGACAAGCGAUCUUCAGGUGAUAGCUUGAACAGGUCUCUUGAACCUGCUCUUCCUCUGUUACAAGAGGUAGAAGAUACCAUGCAAGAACCUUUGAAUGUUCAUGUAGAUAUGAUAUCUGCACAGGAGAUUACUGUAAAAGAUAACGUAAGAGAAAAUGCUGUAGAAGAGCCCAUUUCAGUAGAGCAAGUCUGUGAGAAACUUAUAGAUGAGGCAAUUCUUUCUCAGCUGGAAUGCACAAGUCCUCAAACAUUGCCAGACAAUGUAAAUUCCUCCUCCAAGAAGGAAUCAUCAGCAGGUGAUGUAUCACCAGAGCUGAGUAGGCAAAAAGAUACGACACUGGAGGAAAUUACACUCAAGAAAGAAGAUGUGUGUCCAUUUCUAACAGAUUCUCUUUUGAAGGAGGAGGAACUUGUACAGGAUGGUGAUGAGGCAACACCUACCCAGUCUUCAGCUGAAAUGAAAACAGCAACAGAGGCUAAAGAUGUUGGCCUUGUCUUAGAUGAGAUUGCAGCUGAUGUAAAUAAACCUGAAUUAGAGGCAGUAGCCCAAGUUCCUGUGUUGAAAUCUAGAGCAUUAGUGAAAAGGGUCACAUGGAAUCUACAAGAAGAGGGAAGUGAUACAGUGACUGUGGACAAAACACCAAGAGUGCCAUUCUGCAAACAGCAGAGAAUGAAAGAAGGGGUCUGGAAAGCAGAGGAUUUGACCCAAACAUUAAAUCAGGUGCAGUUAUCUGAGCCUCCUCCAACCAAUUAUAUGAUUCCUGAGCCUAUGUUUCCUGAUAUAGAUUCCUCUCAGGUUUACAACCAAAACCUACCUUUGACAGCGCCACUGGCCUCGAAUCUGCCACCUUAUGCACCUGUUAGCCAGCCCACUGUUCAGUUCAUAAUGCAGGGGAGCCUUCCCUUGCUUGGCUGUGGGGCAGGGCAGGGACUGACUCCAGAGCCAGGCAACCUGACUACAGCCUCGGAGCCAGGAAUUCAGGCAGCUUCCACAGGAAAUACAGAGGAAGAGAAAAUCAAAGUUCCUAAAUCCCCAGUGGAGAAAACAAAAAAUGAAGAGUACAUGAAGAAGCUUCACAUGCAAGAGAGGGCUGUGGAAGAAGUGAAACUUGCAAUUAAGCCCUUUUACCAGAAGAGAGAGAUUACAAAGGAGGAAUAUAAAGAUAUCCUUCGGAAGGCGGUGCAAAAGAUCUGUCAUAGCAAAAGUGGUGAAAUCAACCCUGUGAAGGUGGCUAAUCUUGUGAAGGCUUAUGUUGAGAAGUACAAGCAUAUAAGGAAACACAAGAAGAAUGAUACUGAAGAAGAACCUCGGGAAAUUGCAAACUGAGAAGCUAAGACUUCAGGUGGAACAAUGGAGAUACUUCACGCCAAGGAAUUUUUCUUCCUCUACAGGAAGAUGGAGAUAUGCAAUUGCAUGUUAUAGAUUGCUCCCCCCCCUCCCCAGUACUGGAGGCAAUGGGAUUUGCCUGCAGGACUAGAAGACUGGAGUCUCCUCUUAAAUUUCUCUGCAAUUCAAGAACCAAAAUAAGUCAGCAUAUCCCCCUUUAACUUGUGGAGUAGCUCCGGACAAAGAAAACUGUGUGAGUGUGUAUAUAUGUAGAGGGAAUGCCCUAUCAAUUUUCAUGGUUUAGUUUGAUCACAUAUUUUGGGGGGAAAGGUCUGUGCAAUUGUCCUGCUCACUGUUGAAAGCAGACAUUUUUAUAUACAGUAUGCGGCAAUGUAUGCUGUUCCCAUUGUGUUCUUAUCUAUGAGAAAUAGGGAUUCUUUAAAAAUUUCUCUAAAAUUGGUUUAAUACUUGAACUGUGGUAUUUUCAGCUUAUUCAAUAAGAGAAAUGUUCUGACAUAUGGGAAAUGCAGAUGCGCAUUUAGCCUUUAUAAAUUCUCUUCGGAAGAUAUUGCUCCUCAAGUGGCAUUGAUUUAUCUUUUGUUAGUUGUCAGAGGAACUCUAGCUUGAAUUUUUGGGGGAUUUCAUGACAGGACAACUGGACUAAAUUGCACUUCCUGUGAAUAAUGUGCUGAAAGUUUGUUUUGAAUUUUUUUGAACGAAAUUGCCUUUCACCAAGGGGGAGGGGGAAGAGAUACUUUGCGAACUUUCAGUAGCAAACCCGAGGAAUGCAACGGAAGGAUGUACAAAGCAGAAAUGUGACAAUUUAUAAAAUUAUUUUGAAUUGUUU